Molecule: messenger RNA, 786 nt
Organism: Brugia malayi
Lineage: Eukaryota; Metazoa; Nematoda; Chromadorea; Rhabditida; Onchocercidae
Gene: Bma-glb-13
Product: Globin family protein
Exons: 4
Coding region: 1-786 (261 amino acids)
Molecular function (GO): oxygen binding; heme binding
Source: RefSeq, a predicted model, not a curated record
AUGAAUACUGACAAACAAACAAACGAUUCAUUACCACAUCCGUUAACCAAUGGUAGCUCAACAACAUUUGCUACCGUAAAAGAAUUGGCACAAAAUAUUAAUUAUUUGUCGAUGGAUGAUCAAUCAAUUACCAUCAAACAAACAGAAACAGAACGUAAAGGAUGGUUAUCUAAAAGUCAACGAAUAACAAUUGAAAAUAGUUGGAAGCGAGCUACUAAGAGCAAUGCAAGAGAGCAAGUUGGAAUUCAAUUAUUUGGUCGCAUUCUAACUGCACGACCAGAAAUGAAGCAUUUAUUUGGUUUACAAAAAAUUCCAGAAGGGCGUUUAAAAUAUGAUCCACGUUUUAGACGUCAUGCUAUUGUUUUUACAAAAUCAUUCGACUAUAUUGUUAAAAAUGUUGCUUACAAGGAAAAGUUGGAGCAACAUUUCCAGGCACUUGGUGAAAGGCAUACAACACUGCAAGGGCGUGGAUUCGAUCCAGGAUAUUGGGAUACAUUUAAUGACUGCAUGAGGCAAACCGUCUCACUUUGGGGUAAGGACAAGGAUCACAGAACGGCAAACACAUGGCACACACUGAUCUCAUUCGUGUUGCAGAACAUGAAAAUUGGUUUUAAUCGUGCUAAUAGCCGCCAUUCUCGUCGCGUAUCACGCACACAACACUAUCAUCACGCCCACCCAACAGGAUCCGGCACACGGCAAGGAGUCGAUCCAAUCCAAUUCUACAAACAAUUUUGUCUCCAGCAAAAAAAAAGCAAACGAGGAUUACUGCAACUUCCAACAACCUGA